GGUAGGCAGCAUCACUGGCUGGAAGUGUUUGGUUUGAUGAAAUCAGGAAGUUAACGCUUUUCCUUUGCAAUCCGUGCUUGUGAGUGUUCCUUCGGCUCUUUUGUCUUUGGUUAAACAUUCAGUUGUGGAUUUAUCGAAGUUUUGCCUGUUCAAUGCUUUAGAAGUGCAAAAAUCAAUACCAUUCGACAGUGCAUGAACACUACGGACAAUGCGCCCAUCUCUAACCAGUGUCUUCCACCACACCAGUGACUCAGACUGGGACCAGUCCCACUGACCACCACCACCACCCUGUACUGGUCCCAGUUCAGUCCUGCCCUGCUGUGGAGGAGGAGGCAUGUCCUACUGGUCUGUAGGCCUCUCCAAGGCCACUGGAGACACACAGAGCAACAACAUGGAGGACCAAGAGAAACAAGAUGGUGAACAAGAUGGUUCUUUGGCGGUGGAGGACAUGGGAGCCAAGGUGUCUGCGAUGGGCAGCGGUGGAGCCUCCUCUCUGGGUCCGUCUCCAACCCUGGAGAACAUCCAGGCAGCGUACGGGGAAGGGGAGGGCAGGAAGGCCCGGGAGCUGAUCCAGCAAGCCUGCUGUGUGGAGUGUAGCGCGGCUAGUCCUCGGCUGGAGGGGCUGCGUCUCCUGUGUGUGGCCACCCAGCAUGGUGAUGCGGAGAGUGUAAGUUACCUCCUCCAUGAGGCCCGUGUGCCCCUGCCCCUGGAGCCGUCGGAGGGAAACCCCGCCGUCCUUGCUGCCCACUAUGGACAUGUCAGCCUGGUCAGAGAGCUGCUCGACUCAGUACCAGGUCCGUGUGUCCACAGAGAUCUGCUGAACUGGAUGUUGGUGUCGGCGUGCCAACAGGGUCACCUGGAGGUGGUUAGAAUGUUGGUGCAGGGUUACCAUGCUGACGCUGAGGACUGUGCCAUCCACAACGAGGAGUUUGCUGUCAUCACGGGGCUGCCUCUCUAUGCUGCUGCACGCGCAGGUAAUGAGGACAUAGCUAGUUUCCUGCUGCAGAAUGGUGCUGGGUUCUCCUCCUACACCCUGAUGGAUUAUCCUGCCUUCAGCAGACUGCUCCUUGAACAACGACUGGUAGAAGAAGCAGACACACACACAGGACCAGCAGGAGAAAAGCUACUAUGUGGCCGUUGGUCAGGUCUGAAGCUGCCGUGGUUGGAGCUGGACUGGUUCAUGGACGUGUCGUCCCGUAUUUCCCACCUGGACCUGUCCUGUAACAGCCUCAGCACCCUGCCCUCCGUGGUUCCCUGGGGGCUCAUACAGCUCCAGACCCUAGACCUCUCCAACAACCUGUUCAAAGAGCUGCCCACAGCACAAAGCUCACAGGAGAUCAUCUGCUCAAGACUUCGCCAGGUGAAUCUGUCUCAGAAUGAGUUGACCAGCCUGCCGUCCGGACUGCUCCAUCUCACCAGAGUCCAAAGCUCUCCGCUGUUAAGAACAAGCUCACCUCCCCUAUUUGACAUUCCUAAUGGUACUAACUGGAUAGGUCUGCGUAAGCUGGAGGAGCUGGAUGUGUCUGAUAACUGUCUGACCAGUCUUCCUUCUGCCGUUCUGCACUCUUUCAAAUCCCUCACGUCCCUCAAAGUCUGCCGGAACAGACUCACCAGCUUCCCUGACCCCUGGGCCUGCCCUCUGAAGCACUGUCGAGCCUCAUCCAACGCCAUCGAGAGUCUUCCCAAUACCAUCUCCAUCUUCUGGAGAACUCAGCUGCAGGAGGUGGAUUUCUCGGACAACGUCAUCAAGGAGCUGCCCUCCUAUAUAUUCGAGCUGGAGGCCCUGGUCUCUCUCAGACUGUGUAAGAAUCAGAUCUCCACUCUCCCGGCACCCAACAAGUGGAAAUGCUCUCUGCUCAGAACCCUUGACCUCUCCAGGAACCAGCUGGGCAAGCCUGAGGAGGGACCCAAAACCAGGAAGCUGGCCUUCCUGACCACAUGGCACCGAAGAGACCCUGACCCAGUAUGCCCAAUCGAGUUUCCAGUAAUUUUGCGGGAUACGUUGGAAGUGCUUUCCUUGAACGACAACCAGCUGGAGUGUGUGCCCCAGUCCGUGUGUGGCCUGAGAAACCUCACGGAGCUCUACCUCUCCAAUAAUCCAGGUAUUCGAGAGCUUCCAGCUGAGUUGGGGCAGCUCUCUAACCUGUGGCAGUUGGACAUUGAGGACCUCAACAUCACUAAUGUUCCCCAGGACAUCAGGAAAGAAGGUCCAGCAUCAGUGUUGUCCUUUCUCCGAGCCCACCUACGGAAGGCGGAGCCCUGUAAGCUGCUGAAACUGCUUGUGAUUGGUCCUCCUCGGCAGGGAAAGACGGCCCUCCUGGAGGUGUUACAGACGGGCAGGACCUCCCCUUUCUCCCCUGCAGAACGAAACAUCAGCACAGCUACUUGGGAACUGGACAGACCCAAUGGUGUUAAAGCUAGCACGGACUCUGUGGCGUUCAACGUGUGGGACAUCGGCGGUCCGGCCAACAUGUCCACGGUCAACCAGUGUUUCUUCACGGACAAGGCCCUGUACGUAGUCAUCUGGAACCUAGCUCUGGGAGAGGAGGCUGUAGCCAAUCUGCAGUCCUGGCUGCUUAACAUUGAGGCGCGUGCCCCUAACUCUGCGGUGGUGGUGGUGGGUACCCACCUGGACCUGAUCGACACCAAGUUCCGUACAGAGCGGGUGGCCACACUGAGGGCCUACAUCCUGGCACUCAGCAGGUCUCCAUCAGGCGCCAGGGCCAGUGGCUACCCAGACAUCACCUGGAAACACCUGCAUGAGGUAUCGUGUAAGACCCAGGAGGGUCUGGAUGGUCUGAGGAGGUUGAUCUUCCAGGUGGCCUGCUACAUGAAGGACAACAGCAGUAGUUCAGCUAGCGGACACAAGCUGGUGGGCAGACUGAUCCCAAAGAGCUACCUGACGCUGCAACAAGCGGUGCUAGGUGAGCGGGGGCGGCGGGACGCAGAAGACGAGGUCCAGUACCUGACAGACGCACAGCUGGACCUCGUCAUAGAGCAGAACCCAGGAAGUGACAUCAGAGACUACGAGGACCUGCAGACCGCCAUAAGCUUCCUGAUCGAGACAGGCACCCUACUCCACUUCCCAGACACCAGUCACGGCCUGUGUACCCUCUACUUCCUCUGUCCCGUGUGGCUGUCGGAGUGUCUGGAGCGGAUCAUCCACCUGAAGAGCUCCCGAUCGGUGGCCUGGAACGUGAUCCGAGCGGAGGACCUCCGCAUGCUCCUGGUGGGAACGGGCUUCACCCAGCAGACGGAGGAGCAGUACUUCCAGUUUCUGGCCAAGUUUGAGAUUGCUCUGCCUGUGGCCAGCGAUAGUUACCUCCUCCCCCACCUCCUUCCUCCUAAACCUGCUAUGGACAUCCACGGCUUCCGCCAAGAGACCGCCAACACCAUCCAGCGGCUCUUCAAGAUGAGCUUCGUGCCGGCGGGAUUCUGGGAACGUUUCAUCGCCCGCAUGCUCAUCAGCCUCACAGAGAUGGACCUCCAGUCCUUUGAGCCUAAGAAGAAUGCUAAGAGCGAACGGAGGAGGACCACGGUGAUCUACAAUUUUGCGGGGACAGGCAGCCAACAGAGGAACCGCUGUAGCACCUUCAGAGUCCGCCGCAGUAAGACCAUCUACUGGAGAGAGGGACUACUGGUCACCUUCGACGGAGGGUAUCUAAGUGUGGAAUCGACUGAUGUCAACUGGAAGAGGAAGAAAAGCGGAGGCAUCAAGAUCAUUUGUCAAUCAGAGACCAGGGAUUUUUCAGCCAUGGCCUUCGUUACGGAUCACGUCAACUCCCUCAUCGAACAGUGGUUCCCUGCACUGACGGCCAGUGAGAGUGAUGGGACCCGGUUGAUUGAGCAGUACUCCCCCUGUCCCCAGUGUUCCUCCAUGAGCAGACAGAACCAGGGGCCUGGGAGUCUGGGAGAACCCCCAACCAGGGGGACUGCAGCUGGAAGAAGAGGAGGAGAAGGCAGAGAAAAGGUUGGUGGAAGAGGAGAGCACUUCUUCAACAUGGAGGACUGUGUGAUCGCUGCCAUGGACCAGGACUACAUAGUGUGUCCCCAGCACCCCGACCAGCCUGUCCCCCUUCAGGAGCUGGUCCCAGAGCUUUUCAUGACCGACUUCCCCUCACGGUUGUUUCUAGAGAAGGCCCAGUUGGAGUGUAGUGAGGAGGAGAGUGAUAUCCUGGGCCAGGGGGGCAGUGGAGCUGUCAUCUACAGAGCCUGUUACCGCGGCCAACCAGUCGCCAUCAAACGCUUUCACUUCAAGAAGUGCAGGCAGCAGACCAUCAGCAGUGCAGACACCAUGAUGAAGCACUUCCAGUCCAUGGACGCGUGCCGGAGCUUCUCAGAGUUCCGCCAGGAGGCCAGCAUGCUCCACUCCCUGCAGCACCCGUGCAUCGUGGCCCUGGUGGGAAUCAGUAUCCACCCGCUCUGCUUCGCCCUGCAGCUGGCUCCCCUGGGCAGCCUCAACACUGUGCUUUCUCCCUCCCCAUCAGGCUCCAGGUACAUGCCCCUGGGUCACAUGCUCACCUUCAGGGCAGCCUAUCAGAGCAGCGGGCUGGCCUACCUGCACAGGAAGAACAUAAUCUUCUGUGACCUCAAGUCAGACAACAUCCUGGUGUGGUCCCUGGAGGUGUGUGACCUGGUGAAUAUCAAGCUGUCGGACUACGGCAUCUCGCGCCAGUCCUUCCACGAGGGGGCACUGGGGGUGGAGGGCACGCCGGGAUACCAGGCCCCCGAGAUACGCCCAGGCAUCGUUUAUGAUGAGAAGGUGGAUAUGUUCUCGUAUGGGAUGGUUGUGUAUGAGUUGCUGUCAGGUUGUAGGCCUGCGUUGGGCCAGCACCAGCUCCAGAUAGCUAAGAAGCUGUCUAAAGGGAUCCGUCCGGCCCUGGGGAGCCCAGAGGAAGUCCAGUUCCACUGUCUGCACGGCCUGAUGAUCGAGUGCUGGGACACUAAGCCUGAGAAGAGACCCCUGGCCAUGCAGUGUGUGAGGCAGAUGCAGGAGCCCAGUUUCCCGUGUCUGAGGUACCUGCUGUCCUGUGACACACACUCCCAGCUCUUCCUGUCCCACCUGCAGGGACACAGCGCUGUCUUCUGGGACGGGGACAAGGACGACAGGAACUACAGUGUGGUGAACGUAGAGAAGGGUCAGGUAGAGGUGAAGAGGAUGCCGUGUCCAGGAUCCAGGCUGAGCUGUCAGAUGAAGAUGGACAACACCUUAUGGACCGCCACAGAGGAGCAGGAAGUGUUCAUCUACAGUCUAAAGGAGAUGUGUCCACUGAGCCAGCCCCAGAAACAGCUCUCCUGUCCUGCUAUAGUCACCUGUCUGUUCCCCGUGCCCGCCAGAGACCAGACCCAGGCGCGUGUCUUCAUGGGGAUGUCAGACGGUCUGGUGGCAGUGUACUCCCUGGUGGAUGACAUGCCUGUAGAAGGAGAGACCUAUCUGUGUUCUCACACCCUCAAUACGACCAUGUUUGGGAUGGAGGACUCUGACCCAAGACAGAGACCCUACCCAGUCAGGAGCAUGGUCCUGGUCCACAGUGGCUCCCAGCUGUGGUACUCCCAUGGUCCAGGCCUGCUGGUGAUCAACUGCCGGACCCUCCAGGCGGUGCGUCGUCUGGAACCCUACGACCCCCCAUCCUCCAUACAGGCCCUGGCCUCAGCCUCUGUCUGUCAGGGUGAGGCAGUGUGGACCCUGGACGACCACACCAACACCCUACAGCUCUACCACGCUGCCACCUACCAGCUCUGUGCCACGUACAGCUGUGGCGACGCCAACCCUCUCCGGGACGUGUUCACUGUACAGCGACCUGCAGGGGUUACCAUGGAUACGACUCCCUGA
Messenger RNA from Coregonus clupeaformis (lake whitefish), 5833 nucleotides. Its product is annotated as leucine-rich repeat serine/threonine-protein kinase 1-like. NCBI's taxonomy places the organism in Eukaryota, Metazoa, Chordata, Actinopteri, Salmoniformes, Salmonidae. Gene Ontology annotation, biological process: protein phosphorylation. Gene Ontology annotation, molecular function: protein binding; protein kinase activity; ATP binding. The record is from RefSeq and is a predicted model, not a curated record.